GUUCCACUACCAACACUUUGCGGCUUUCAAGCUGCACGCGAAUUGGAUCUUCAUUUUGGGUCUGGCGCUUUCGUCAACUGUGGACGUAUACAUCACCGCGUGCCUCUUCUACCUCUUCAGAUCGAACCGCUCCGAAGUCUCGGCGUACGUGCCAGCCAUCGACACGAAUGCCUGAGUGCUGCUGACUUGUCGCAGAUUCAAUCACGUCAUUGACCGGUUGAUCCUCUGGGCAUUCGAGGCGGGCAGUCUGACCACCCUCGGGACCGUCGUGACGAUGCUCUGCGUGAGUGCACCUGACUGGGUCGACAUCAAGGCGCGAAUGAAACUAACGUCAUGUCGGCAGUGGGUGACCACAUCCCACAACUUGAUCUUCCUUGGCCUCCACUUCGUCAUUGGCAAACGCAAGUCGUCGUUUCCGAGUCUGUGUCCGUAACUCACCUCUCCUACAGUCUAUGCCAACUCGUUCCUUAUCACGUGCGUAUGCGUGGAUGCUCUCUCAACUCCCUGUUGACCCUGCGUCACAGACUCAACACACGCGAGACCAUCCGCAGAGCCCGUGCCAACACAUCCUCUGGUGACCGCGAGCGCGGCCAGGUCCUCUUCCUCGAAUCAAGACCCGGCCCGGGAGCGUCCAACUUCCUGAAGACGACCACCAUCCCCUACUUUGUAGCUCUUUCCUCGCUGCCUCGCACCAUGCGCAUUUGCUGAUCCCAUCCACAGACCCGUUCGAGGCAUGCUGACACACCGACGGUGCGUAUUCUGUCCCGUCUAUCUUGACCCUGUCUCAGCCUAUGCAUGCAGGAUGUGCAGAUCAACGUGCAGACCAGUGUACAGUUCGACAGUGAUCAGAAGUCGACGAUGGAUGCCAAGUAGCGAGAUCUGUGGCUCACACACACACACUGUACAAUAUCAUCUCACUUGUAAUCACGUCACCCCACUGGAUUGUGUGGGUUGAUGAUUUGGAACAUGUAAUCGGUCAAGGAAAACGAAACUUCUGCUGUAAUUUCCGCUUUGAAGUACGAGUCUUGGAUAUCUUGGGUUUUUCAUUUUGG
Mycena citricolor is the source of this 1052-nucleotide messenger RNA. NCBI's taxonomy places the organism in Eukaryota, Fungi, Basidiomycota, Agaricomycetes, Agaricales, Mycenaceae. The record is from the annotation of a GenBank genome assembly.